Molecule: messenger RNA, 2706 nt
Organism: Coccidioides posadasii C735 delta SOWgp
Lineage: Eukaryota; Fungi; Ascomycota; Eurotiomycetes; Onygenales; Onygenaceae
Source: RefSeq, a predicted model, not a curated record
GCAGAGCUUCGCCCUCCGUCCGGAAAUUAUGGUACUUUGACGGAGGAAUUGACUCCAGUAAACGUGUUGCCUUGGCUCUGAGCACAAGGGCCUCAAGUUACGCCGUACUCCGUCCCUGGUGCCGAGAUAUUCUCCCAAGCGCCGGUCGUUGCUCCCGAGAUCGCAUCGUUGAUCCAUCUUCCUCCCGAGCCCCACAGCGUGUGGAAUGGGUUGCCUCUCUCAGGAACCUGAAGCAGAUUUCAUCCCUACUUUGAAACACUCCAAGCUGUCUUUGACGAUAAAAAUAACAAUCGAAAGCUCGUUCAGCACUCCUUGCCCUGUUCCACUAUAAUAAUAUAACCAGCUUGGCCCUGAAUGAUGCUCUGGGUUGAAAGAGCUUGAAGCGUCCUUGAAGCGUCAUUGUUGAAACUUGACUCGUUCCUUUUUCUUUCUUUUUGUUUUGCCUUUCUUUCUUUUUUUUUAUUGUGCCGUGCUCCGUACAAUCUUUCAUGCUGGUUCUAUCAUUGUUAUUGUAGCGUUCGUGCAGUUUCUGUGACUAAAGUACGGAGUAUAUAGCAUUUUUUCGGAGUUCUUCCCAGUUUCUUGGAGUUCAUUCGCCUGGCUGGAUCCGGUCACAUUAAUUCGUUUAAUAUACCCACCUAAUCGCCAGAAUGGUUUCGGCAUCUGCAACAACCCUAAUAACAUUUAUGCUCCGAACCCCGCCGAAUACAAGUUCGGUGAAGCUACUUGGGUCGUGGGACAAUUUCUCGAAAGAGUACACCAUGGAAAGGGACACAAGAAUCGGAGCGGACCAUUGGAGAGGAUGCCACGUAUUCACAAAUAUAAUCUGCGAUGGUAAUCUCACUGCUACACAGCCGGGUCGUGACGGUGGGCUGAAGAUGGGCGGCACAUAUUGGUACUACUAUCGUCUUGACAACGAUGUUGAUUACUAUGAUGAAGCUGAGCCGUGGACCACUUCCUGUCCGCUUCUUCCUGGCCAACCAAUCAAUGUCCUGAAUGUCCCAAUCCAUCUCCCUUCGAUCGACACCCGACGGCAUAAACGUGAGACCAGCAUGGCAUCGCAGCGCUCAAUUCCCCAGACGAUGAACCCCGAUGACAAAUAUCUUAACCCCAGGCCUCCACCGCGACCAAAGCUUCCUCGUCUCCUUACAUCCACGGGGGCCACUCGUAUUCGUGACGCAUUGACUUCACCUAUAUUAGCUUCACCUCAGCAUCCAGUUCACGGGAGGAGUGCAUCACACCCGCGAGAGCUUGCAGAACGUCGAAGGUUACGGGUUCCUGCAAAAUUGAACCUGGAUAUGAGUCCCUCAUCCGAAUCUUCGACAAGGAGUAAUGCUCUUCGGACUGCUCUUUGGAACUUUAAACCCCCUCGCUCAGGUGGAAAGGAUGAAGACAAUGGUAAACCGUGGCACAUGAAUGAAUCAGAGAGCAAUCGAGGUAAUAGGGUCGACUAUUCCAGAGGGAGGAGCCCUCGAGGCAAUGCGUCAUCCCCUUCGCAUAACUGGCCGGCAGCUGCGCGUUCAGCGCAAAACCUGAACGUCCCAGCCGAAAGGUACGGGGAGAGGAGGGCUGUCUCGCCCUGCGGAAGCGAACUCAAAUCUCGAAGAAAUCGAUCCCCCUUAAGAGCCCCAGUCAGGUUUGACAAAAGCCCUCUAGCCGCAAUUCCAUCUCGUGGCAUUAGUCCGGACCGAGGAGAUUCCAGAGCGUCCAGAGAAGAGCUUGACCCAGAUGAUCCGCCAUCGUUGGUCGUGCCUUGCAAACUGGACAUCGGAAGCACUGUAAAUCUGAAUGAGAAGCGGCUGCCUACACUUCCGAACAGUCCGUCGUCGGUCCUCGAUGAAGAGCUACAUAGAAUAGGUGCCUUCCGAUCCCCUAUGCUCGAUAUGGAAGCCUUGCAAAGCCACUUUUCGGCAUCUACUGCCGCAUCUCCGGAUACAUCACCCGACUCCUUCCUACAUCCUAAUGUCAGUCACUUCUCGGAAUGCAGCACCGACACCGACGCUGUAUCGCCGAGUUCAAUGACUUCCAGUUCGACGUUUUAUAAUGAUAGCUCUCUGUCUUCUAACCAGAGCGUUGGGACCAGCGAGGCUUCAGAGCCUCCGCUCACUGACAAAACUCUCCCAAAUUUUGCCGGUUUACGUAUCACCGACGAUUUUAACCUGUCUUUACCUCGUAUCUGCAAAAACGACAUUCCAUCGUCUCCCACCCCCGUCGCAGAAGAGUCUUUACCUAAUUUUCGGGUCUCGGGGCUGCAUAUUACUAAGAAGCCACAAACUGCGUAUGGUCCGGUCUCAGACUUGAAAGCACAUUCUCACGAUCGACAGGUGCUGGACUCUGGGCUUCCAACACCGCGAGCUAGUGGAAUGCAGUUAAAACCGGAGGUGGAAGCAGGCGGUGCCCGACUUCCUUCACUCCAUGUGCAGACCAUGAUGCAAGAACUGAUGGACGAGUUGAGCUAUUUAGGAAAUAUGAUCAAUGUUAAUGGGAAAGGCAGACAUUGAUUCGUUUGAAGUAUAUACAGUGAGGUUGUAUAGAACCUGAAGCUGCUGUCUUGGCACGUCUUGUAGCUUGAUAUCUUGUCUUUUGUCUCGGGCUUUGGAUAUAGGUACAUGUUUUUGAUAUAUAGGUGUCUGUGAUGCUGUUCAAGUAGCAUUUAUAUGCUCUUGUAAUUAUAGGCGUCGCGCAUAGAGAGCAUUUAGCAGGAAA